AUGAUGCAUGGUGUUAGAAAAGCAGAGUCAAAAGGUGUGCAAAUUGAAGAAAUCAUUACACGAGUUAAAGCAAUCCCCGAGAGCAUGGUGUGGAAGGAUACUGGAAUGUUAAGAUGUCAACCCAUUGAUACACCAAUAGAAGAAGGUCGAGAAUUGUGUGUUGAACCCAAUCAAAUACCUGCUGAUAAAGGAAGAUACUUGAGGCUCGUAGGGAGAUUAAUGUACUUAGUGCAUACAAGACCAGAUCUUGCUUAUGCAUUAAGUGUGGUGAGUCAAUACAUGCAUAAUCUUGGAGAACAACAUAUGAAUGCAGUCAUGCGCACUUUGAGGUAUUCGAAGAGUGCUCUUGGGAAGGGAAUCUUGUUCACCAAAAAUAUUGAUCACCAGAGUAUAAAAGUAUAUACUGAUGCUGAUUGUGUCGGUACUGUGGAUGAUAGGCGAUCUACCUUUGGUUACUUUACCUUUGUAGGUGGUAAUCUUGUGAUAUGGAGAAGUAAAAAACAAAAUGUUGUUGCUCGCUCAAGUGUAGAAGUUGAAUUUAGAAGCAUGGCAUUAGGACUUUGUGAGGCAUUGUGGCUAAGACUCCUCUUACAUGAUUUGGGUUACCUAUCUAGGCAAUCAAUCUGA
This is a messenger RNA of Morus notabilis, 627 nucleotides long. RefSeq lists its product as uncharacterized. The transcript is spliced from 2 exons. Lineage: Eukaryota; Viridiplantae; Streptophyta; Magnoliopsida; Rosales; Moraceae. The record is from RefSeq and is a predicted model, not a curated record. The coding region runs from base 1 to 627 and encodes 208 amino acids.